AGCCAUUUUGCCUCAAGUCCUUUGGACCAAAGCACUUCCUUGCUUUCCACCGUUUAUAAGCUUACACUUAUCGACGCCACUGGCUGCGCAACUCUGGCGAGCAUGCGGCGAUGGCUGCCCCUCGCCGUCGCGUGCCUGCCCGGGCAGGCCUCUACAGUCGGCCCUGGACCCGCGGCGGGGCGCCGCGCCGCGCGCCGACGCCGCGGAGGCCGCGGGGAGGGACGGCCGCCGCGGCAGCCGGCCAGCCUUCGUCGCGGAGGCUCCGCGGCGGGCGUCUCUCGCGGAGAAGGCCCCGCAGGCGUUGAGGCGCAGCGUCCCCUCGAGCCGCGCCAGGGCGCGGAGGCCAGAGCACGCCGGGCCUCGGAGGCCUAACCUCCUGGAACGAGGCCGCGGCGGGCACCACGCUGCUCGAGUUUGGCGACCGGGGAUGGUAUCCUCUGGGGGUUGAGCUCGCGGUUGGCGAUUGGAUCGAGGCGGGACUCCCACCUCGAUCCAACCAUGAAAUCAUGACUCCCGUGGGAGCGUCGGAAAUUCAUGAAAUCUCAAGUCUCGAUAUGGCCGCGGGCACCAUCGAGUUGAUGACCCCGUGGGCCCAGACGCACACUGCAGGCUCAAUUGUCAGUUGUCCACCAACACCUGCACCAACGAUGGUUGUACUCGACGACCCGCACGUGACCAACCUGCAGGGCGAACGCUUCGACAUCCGCAUGCCGUCGUCCGAUUGCGUUUUACUCCGCGUGCCGUUCAGCAACGAGGACCCGGAGCAGCUCAAGCUGAGCGUCAGCCUGGACACCGACGGCGUGAGCCCGAGUGGGCUCUACGUCAAGUCGGUCGCCUUGAGCGGCUCGCUGCUCGACCAUCAGGUUGUGCAUGCCCGUCCGCGCACGCGCAAUGCCGCUGGGUCCAGCCAGGCAGGGGACAAGACGUGGACUGACUUCUCAUUGCAGGUGGGCAACUCGAUCUGGAGAGACUUCCACUUCCCGAAAUCCGAGGGCGUGGGCGCCGACAUCCCGGGCGCGAGCGUCGGCGUCCUGACCCCCCGCUUCUCAGGAGCGAAAUAAGGACGUACACGUACAUGAGUCCACGCUGGUUUCGAGAGCACGCGUUGCCCGAAUGUUUUCUAUCACGCGGCCAGUGUCGCGGAUCGAAGGGCCGUGUUCAUGUACAUAGCUGGGCGCGUACGUCCUUUGUGGGCUCCCUAGCUUCGUGUGGAGGGAGGAAUUCGGGCAGCGCGUCGAGGCGUAGGGCGUCGAGCUCCGCGUCGGCAGGGUGGAUCGGCCAGUCGUAGUCACCAUCUCGCAGGCCAAGCACCAGGCCCCGAACACUGCGAUUGAGCGUUUCGGCGACCUAGGCCACAGGAGGCUCGGGGGCGCCCUCGGCACCGAGGGCCGCAGCGCAUCGCUGGAGGAGCCCAGUCUCAACUGCCGCCGCGAGCGACGCCUGAACCCCUCCCACAAGCAGGAGCGAGACACCGACUGGGACAGCGUUGAGGCGGAGAGGGCGCCGUUGUCGUCUAUCAUCAGCGCGUCGUGGCAGUGAGCGGCCACGGCCGUGGCCGAGCGUGACCCUGGUGGUGCUCGGCCGGGCAGCUGGUCUGGGGUUGCCCGCUUCCUUUUUACAUAUAUAUAUAUAUAUAUAUACAUACAUAUGGAUUAUGCCGUUGUUGCUCAGCGUUCAGCAAUGAUGCGACAUUCCAUCGAAAGCUGUCUCAUCCCAUGUUUGUCGAUCCUAUUGCGCGUGUAUGCGCUUUGCAGAAAGCUAGCGGUCGGCCUACGCGUGUAGCGCAUUGUACAAACAAGGUCAGAACAGGUGACCGCGAGUAUAAGAAAGAGGUCACAUAUCGAAUGGCCUUCGGCCCAUCCCGCCACCGUGCCUGGGUUGUGGGCCAUAGGCCUUUAGGAUGUUCAU
Molecule: messenger RNA, 1908 nt
Organism: Prorocentrum cordatum
Lineage: Eukaryota; Dinophyceae; Prorocentrales; Prorocentraceae
Source: the annotation of a GenBank genome assembly